AUGGAGGAUUCUGAACAAUCAGUGGAUGAUUUGUCUGAUUCAUCGCCGUUGAAGAAGAAAAACAACCGCGGACAGUUUAGUAAUUCUAAAGAUACUUGCGGUAUUGAUACAGUCCUUGGAGGUACUGAACCUGAUCCAGAAAUCAGAGCUAUAGAUGGUGAUAACAUGGAUGAUUCAAAAGAUUUUGAGGUUGAUGAAGAUAUUGUAGAUGAUGGAGAUGAGGAAAGAGAUAUUGACGAUAUUGAGGAAGCAGAAGGUGACGACUCAGGAUCAUUGCAAAAUAAAUCACAGUCAGGGGUUGAUGCAUUCGAUUCAUUUGAAUUUGUUCACAAAGAUGCCAGCUCUUCCAGUUCAGACAAUCUAAAG
Molecule: messenger RNA, 366 nt
Organism: Candidula unifasciata
Lineage: Eukaryota; Metazoa; Mollusca; Gastropoda; Stylommatophora; Geomitridae
Source: the annotation of a GenBank genome assembly